Raphanus sativus (radish) is the source of this 2357-nucleotide messenger RNA. Its product is annotated as L-type lectin-domain containing receptor kinase S.4-like. The transcript has a single exon. Gene Ontology annotation, cellular component: plasma membrane. NCBI's taxonomy places the organism in Eukaryota, Viridiplantae, Streptophyta, Magnoliopsida, Brassicales, Brassicaceae. Gene Ontology annotation, molecular function: carbohydrate binding; protein kinase activity; ATP binding. Gene Ontology annotation, biological process: protein phosphorylation. The record is from RefSeq and is a predicted model, not a curated record. Bases 199 to 2229 code for a protein of 676 amino acids.
AUCUCAUGUUCCUGAAUCACCAACAUCAUUCUCAGCAUCACAUGCUUUCAUAAUCCACACCAUCAGUUCUUCCUCUUCUUAAUCCACCAUACGUUAGAACUAGAACCUAACAGUUUAUAUCAACCAUAUAUAAUCUCUUUAUACUUCUUUCACAAGGAAACAUCUUGCAAAGAAUCCAAAACCUAAAAAACAUUAUUGAUGGAGACCUAUGUCUUCAUCUGGCUACUCUUCAUUUGCUUCACACACUUGGCUUCAUCCAUAACUCAAGAGUUCUCUUUCGUUGGCUUCAAAACCGCCUCUCCAAAUCUAAUCAUGUCCGGAGUUACGGGGAUAGCCGACACAGGAGCCCUCAGGCUCACAACAGACACAAGUCGCAUGACCGGUCACGCCUUCUACUCCUCACCAAUCCGGUUCAAGCCACCCGGUCAAAACCGAACUCUCUCCUUCUCCACCUCUUUUGUAAUCGUCAUGGUUCCAGAGUACGUCACGCUUGGAGGCCACGGACUUGCCUUCGCCAUCACGUCAACUCCAGAUCUUCGUGGUUCUCUUCCUAGUCAGUACCUAGGCCUUUGGAAUUCAAGCCGAGCUAACGUAUCCAGCCACUUCUUAGCUGUGGAGUUUGAUACUGUCAGAGACUUGGACUUUGAUGAUAUCGAUGAUAACCACGUUGGCAUCGAUAUAAACACUCUUGAAUCAAGUAAUUCAACUCCAGCUGGCUAUUUUCUACCUAAUUCAACCAAACAAGAGUUUUUCUUAGACAGUGGUCGAGUGUUUCAAGCUUGGGUUGAUUAUGAUUCAAACAAGAAGAGGUUAGAUGUUAAGCUCUCUCCAUUUUCCGAGAAACCAAAGUUAUCUCUUCUCUCUUACAAUGUAGAUCUGUCUUCUGUCUUUGGAGAUGAAAUGUAUGUUGGUUUCUCUGCUUCGACCGGUUUGCUAGCUAGUUCCCAUUACAUCUUAGGUUGGAACUUUAACAUGAGUGGAGAAGCUUUGUCUCUGUCUUUGCCAUCUCUCCCUCGGCUUCCUCGUCCAAACAAGAACAAGAAGAGCCCUGGCUUGAUCCUUGGAGUGUCUCUCUCGUGUUGUCUUUUGAUAAUCACGGUUCUUGUUGCGGGAGCGAUGUUUUUUAUAAAAAGGGCGAAAGAUGAUGACAGAGUUGAAGAAUGGGAGCUUGAGUUUGGUCCGCAUAGGUUCGCUUAUAGAGAGCUGAAGAAAGCUACUAAUGGUUUUGGGGACAAGGAGCUUCUCGGGUCUGGUGGGUUUGGGAAAGUAUACAAAGGAAAGCUUCAAGAUUCAGACGAGUUUGUAGCAGUCAAGAGAAUCUCUCACGAGUCAAGACAAGGUGUACGAGAGUUCAUGUCUGAAGUCUCGAGCAUUGGUCACCUCAGGCAUAGGAACCUUGUUCAGUUACUAGGUUGGUGUCGAAGGAGACAAGAUUUGCUUCUGGUCUAUGAUUACAUGCCUAAUGGAAGCUUAGACAUGUACUUGUUCGACGAAAACCCUACAGUUAUCUUGACGUGGAAGCAACGUUUCAAAAUUAUCAAAGGGGUUGCUUCUGGUUUACUCUACCUCCAUGAAGGAUGGGAACAAACGGUUAUUCACCGUGACAUUAAAGCCGCAAACGUUUUGUUAGACGGUGAGAUGAACGGGCGGGUUGGAGAUUUUGGUCUUGCGAAGUUAUAUGAGCAUGGGUCGAACCCGGGAGCUACAAGAGUGGUUGGUACGUUUGGGUACUUAGCACCAGAACUUACUAAAUCAGGAAAGCUAACAACAAGCACGGAUGUUUACGCGUUUGGAGCGGUUCUGUUGGAAGUAGCUUGUGGUAGAAGACCUAUAGAAACAAAUGCGUUACCUGAAGAGCUUGUAAUGGUUGAUUGGGUUUGGUCAAGGUGGCAAAGUGGAGACAUUAGAGAUGUUGUGGACAGGAGAUUGAACGGUGAGUUUGAUGAGGAGGAAGUGGUCAUGGUUAUCAAACUAGGGCUUCUAUGUUCUAACAAUUCACCUGAGGUUAGGCCUACGAUGAGACAAGUGGUUAUGUAUCUAGAGAAGCAGCAACCGUCGCCGGAAGCUGUACCUGCGCCGGAUUUUUUAGACAAGAAUGAUAGCAUGUUUGUAGAUGAUGGAAGUGGUAAUGUUGGAGAGUUUGAGGAUUUUGUGGAUUCAGCUAGGUUUUAUAGUAGACCGCAUGAGACUACUACUACUUCGUCUAUAUUCUCAUCCACCGGUAACUAAAACCGAUGGGAGAUGAUGGAUUUGGUUUCGUGUUUUUUUUUCAUCGCGUUUUGGUAACGUUUUAAGUUGAAUAUUUUUCACCAUGGAAAGGGUAAGGUGUAUGCUAGAGAGUAAAAUAUUUUUCAUUA